UUUAAUUUUUACGAAAAAUACCAAACAGCACAUAAUUAGUGAAGGUUGGAUUAUUACUUUCUGUAAAGAGUAAAGGCGGUUAGAAGUGUUCUUCAAUUAACCACUCCUUAAAACAAAACAGGGAAGCCAUUAAUGAACACAAAAUUCUGUCCGAACUCUUCUUCUAAUCUUCCGUUAAUCCCAAGUAUACAAUGCCCAGAGUGAGAAAUUGGCAGGCUAUUUCCAAUCCAGUUCCUGCUUUAAUUAUAUGGUUGAUUUCAGCUCUGACUUUCUACAUUCUGUUUCAAAUGGCGCUCCGUAAUUCAACCCCUUCUUCUUCUACAGGAUGGUCGUUAUCUAAUGUGGAAAGAAGAACAAAAUUAUAUGAUGAAUUGUCAAGGGAGUUGGAUGUGAAGGGAGCUGCUUUCCUAAAGAAUGGAGAAACUUCACAGUCCUUAUCCCUGUCGGAUCUUUUCACAGUAAAGAAUGGAGCUGUGACACCUGUCCUUAGGGCAGCAAAUCCUCCAGUGAGAGCAAACGUUUUGUAUAUGAGCCCUCAAUACUCUCUUCCUGUAGCGGAGGCUGUUCAGAAAGUAUUCAUGCCAUAUUUUGACAAAGUGAUCUGGUUUCAGAACUCUACGUUGUACCAUUUCAGCAUGUUUCAUGCUUCACAUCACAUUACUCCUGUUACUGCCUCAGAAGUAGAGAUUGAAGCUGAAGCAAAUGCUGUUAAAGCCGUCGCGAAGGAUGUAUGCCCAUUAAAAAUUUCCUUGGAUCGAGUGGUUUUGACUUCUACUGGUGUGCUUCUUGGUUGUUGGCAGGUUAUCUCUGGUUUGGAUCCUGCAGUCCUUCGUGAUAGGUUGAGAUCAGCUCUUCCCCAGGCACCAGCUAUUCAACUAUAUGAUAGUGCUAUUUUUCACACAUCACUUGCCAGGCUUCUUGGUCACCCAACUAAUUUUCCCAAGGAGCAGAAGAUAUCGGAACUGCAGUUUCUCCAUGAACUUGUAAAUGAGCUAAAUAGGAAGCUCCGUGGCUUUCAGGCAACAAUUUCUGAACUAUGGUAUGUGGAAGAGUAUGAUCUCUUGGCACUUGCCUUGAAUGGAAGAGUGAAAGCUCGCAAGUUUCAACUGAGCUGUUCAAAAACCUGAGAAUUCAAGAUGACUGUAGCUUUCUCCGUUGAUGUGAAACUCCCCGGCAUAGUAACGCUGCUCCAAAUUGUAGUUGGAGUCUUGGAGAUAGUAUAUAUAACAUCAAAAUGGCACAUUGAAAAGAAAAGAGGAUGUUUCUGAAUUAAAGUGUCUUAUAAAGGUUUUUUUUUUUUCCUUUGUAUAUUGUAUACGGUGUUCUAAGUAUAUUGCACUCGGACUAAUUUGUACCGAGUCGGAUCGGUCUCUUUUUAGAGGGAAAGUUUUCUCAACAUUAUUUUUUUCAUUCAGGAGACUUGAACCUGAGAUCUCGCUUAAGGGAAUUAAAGCAGCUUACCAUUGAGUGUUGGUUAUAAAGGGUUGAUAUAUGUUGUAACAUUUGUUUCCUGCAUGCAAUUGCAAUUUGCAGUUGGGCUCAGAAUGGCCAAUAUCUCAAGCCCAUUACUUUGCUAUUUAC
Oldenlandia corymbosa var. corymbosa is the source of this 1581-nucleotide messenger RNA. Lineage: Eukaryota; Viridiplantae; Streptophyta; Magnoliopsida; Gentianales; Rubiaceae. The record is from the annotation of a GenBank genome assembly.